CGUUAAUAUGGUUCAUUACAGUCGAGCCGCGUCUAGGAUUGUCCUAGUUCUAAUUUUCAUCACCUGCUUUAAUAUUUUGGGUGUCUUGACUGUUGACGACAACUUGGAAUUUGGGAAUAAUGACAGUUCAGUCUAUACCCCUCAUGGGCCACUGGUCCUGUGCCAUUUUUUGUCCUUGGAUUUCGUGGAUUGUGACGAACCUGUAGACUUGAAAGGGAACAAGACAGCCAAAGAUGAACUAGGGUUUGGAUGCUUAAAGAUGGGAGGCCAAAGGUAUGAAGAUGUUGAAAAGACCAAGGUGGAAUGUACUGUGCUUCCUGGCAUUGAAUGCUAUGGUGAGCGAAAGUUUCUAAAGGACGGUUUUCCUUGUGUCAAAUAUACUGGCCACUAUUUUACAACCACUUUGAUCUACAGUAUCCUGUUGGGAUUUCUGGGCAUUGACCGAUUCUGUUUGGGUCAGACUGGCACUGCAGUUGGAAAACUUUUAACUCUGGGAGGAGUAGGCAUCUGGUGGAUCGUUGAUAUUGUUCUGCUGGUCAGCGGCGGACUGACCCCGGAAGACGGUUCAAACUGGGUUCCUUACAUGUAAAAAUACUUCUUGUAAUUUCUUUUUUCUUGUACCAACAAAGUUUGUGAUACGACGUGUACAAAUUACUAAAUAAUUAAAUUUCAUUACACAAAAAAAUGGAAAACUC
Molecule: messenger RNA, 695 nt
Organism: Daphnia pulex (common water flea)
Lineage: Eukaryota; Metazoa; Arthropoda; Branchiopoda; Diplostraca; Daphniidae
Gene: amrt
Product: TM2 domain-containing protein CG11103-like
Exons: 4
Coding region: 8-589 (193 amino acids)
Source: RefSeq, a predicted model, not a curated record